Messenger RNA from Medicago truncatula (barrel medic), 2038 nucleotides. RefSeq lists its product as uncharacterized. The record is from RefSeq and is a predicted model, not a curated record. Bases 58 to 1737 code for a protein of 559 amino acids. Lineage: Eukaryota; Viridiplantae; Streptophyta; Magnoliopsida; Fabales; Fabaceae. The transcript has a single exon.
GAAAAACCUUAUUACAACCACCCGUUCCUCUUCUCUUCAUGGCUUCAAAAUCCUUCCAUGUUGGCAAUCACAUUAUCAUUCAUUCUCUCCUUAAAACUAACCCCAUUAACUCAAUCCUCUUUCAAUCCAUAUUCCGUUAACAACACACCAUACAAUAUCAAUAUGGAUAUUUGGUCAUGGAUAUCUGAACUCCCCAACUCAGUAGAGUGGAGGAAUUAUGAGUUUGACUCACCACCAAAGUUCGAACUUGCUAGAGAUGGACAUAACGAUUCAACUCGUUCUAUUUAUCUCAAAGCAGAGCGAACUUCUGGGUCAGACUCAGAAGCCUUAGUAACCUUCAUGGUAUUCUUACAAGGCUUCCAUCCAUUCAACACUCAAAAACCUCUUUGGAUUUCCGAGAAAUGCACACUCUCUUCAGAAAACCCUAAUUUCCUCCCACUCCUUCUCCAACUCCUCCAAGAAAUCAUAUCCAACUCACCCACAGCGCACGAUAGCACUUGCCCUAGAUCCCAGCUUCAAAAACUCAAACCAGAGCCCAUUGCAUGGAUCAUAGACUCGCACACACCAGAAUCUCUCUCCAUUUUCUUCAACCUUGUUUUCACCAUUCGUCUCUUUUGGCUAUGUGCUUGCGACGCGCCUAGCGAAGCAGGUUCACUCUAUUUCCACUCGUUACUCGCUCCGGUUCUAGAAACUGCGUUGUCAAAGAAACUAGCUUCGGUGCUAAGAACCUUCUUUAUUACCGUAGGUGUAGACACUGAACUCUGUUUCAUGCGCACCCUUGGGUACAUAAUAGCAAAAUGGUGCAUUAUAAGAGAAUUGGGUGUAGGAUUACAAACACUCGUGCCAUCGAAUCCGAAAUUCUCUUACGCGACGGAGUCUCAUGGUUUUUGGAUUCUGAAAGGCUACGCGCCGGUUAUGACGAUGAAACUGGCGAGAAACUAUGGGCAAAAUGGUAAAUUUCAAGGUAUUGAUGCUAAGGAGUCAAUAAUCAGGUACGGUCUAGCUCACCACCAAUUGGAAGCACACGUGCAGUUGGAAUAUACAGUUGGAUUUUAUGAUGGAUUCAUUCGGGUUAAUACACGUGUUGAUAAUAUGCGUCUCCAUGUGGCGAGGUUAGGUUUUAAACACGGUGAUGAUGUGGAUUUUGUUGACGAGAAACAUUUUCCUUCCCGGGCUCGGGUUUGGGUGGGCCCGGAAAUUGGAGCUAGUUAUGUGGCAGGCUUGAGUUUGGGUCGGUCUACGGAGAAUAAUGAAAGAGAAGUGGAAAUUGAGAAGGUUGUUAAUGGUAAUUUCGAGAAAUCAGAUAUUUCAAAGGUGAAAGCUUCGGCGAAGUCUUCAAGGAGAAUGAGAACAAAGAGUUGGAGAAUGGAUCAAGACGCGGAGGGGAACGCAGCUAUAUUUGAUGUUGUUUUGCAUGAUAAUAUGACGGGCCAAGAAGUGGGCUCGUGGAAGCCCACAGGUGAUGACCCGAUUCAUGGGUUGAGGGGGCGAUAUGUCGGGGCAAAUAGACCGUUUAGUAAGAGCGGGUCGGUUGUAAUAGCAGGGGAUGAAUACGGAGAAGAAGUAGGGUGGAGGUUAAGUAAAGAGAUGGAAGGGAGUGUGUUGAAGUGGAGGAUAGGGGGAGAAUUUUGGGUUAGUUACUUGCCGGACCAAGCAAAAGGGAGUCAUUUUGAAACUAGAUGUAUUGAGUGGUGUGAUGAAGUUGAUUUGCCUCUAAUUCAUGGAAAAUUACCCUGAAUGUGAAUAAUUAUAUGAAACACCUCCUUUCAAAUUAAAUCAACCACAAAAGGAGGGGGAAAGUUUGUGGAUUAUAUUGAAGGAAGCUGUGCGACGAGAAAGGCAAGGUUAAUGUUAUAGUGUAUGAUACUAUGGUUUAGGUCUUAGCUAGUAGUAUGCAAGCCGUUGGUGCUGCAUUAGUGAAAUAAAUGUUUUAUUUAUCAUGUAUAUAACAUAUUAUAAGGACUUUUUCUGUACUGGAUGUAUAAUAUAUACUUACUCAUCUGAUCAAGUGUAAUAUACUUUAUUAGAGUACAUAUAA